GUUUUUCUAUUUACUUACAUGUAGUACUUGCAUCGGCGAAAAAUAAAAGCAGGAAAGGAAGGGGAAGCCAAGUCACGUUACGACACUCAUCAACCCGGCCUUCCGUCGUCACGACCGACGGAGAUCUCAUCAACGCUUCUCUUAACUUCCCUUCAAUCGAUUAUUAGGGUUUUGGUUUUCUCGAAGAUAUUCGCCGAGUUUUUUAGCACAAAAUAGGAAAUAAAUAUGUCGGCUCUGUUCAAUUUUCACUCGUUUCUGACGGUGGUGUUGCUAGUUAUCUGUACUUGCACUUACAUCAAGAUGCAUUUUCCUGCCAUCCUUGAACAAAGAACCGGAUUUCGAGGAUUCUUCUGGAAGGCUGCUAGGAUCGGUGAAAGGCUGAGUCCAUGGGUGGCUGUAGGAUGCUUCACAAUGGGUGUGUCAAUAAUCUUUUUCUAAUAGAAAACAAGUGUGCAUAUUGUUCUCCUUGCAAGCUGCUGCAUGAAUCAGAAGUUGGGUUUCUCCAGAUGGAAGUUGUUGUACCGCCUUUUUGCGGCUGAUCAAGGAACCCGUUUGUAAUCAGGUCUCUAGAGUAAUAGUAGACACUGAUAUUAGAUCGUGGAGACCCAAAUGUUAUAGCUCAUGACAGACCAUAUUUACUGCGAAGUUUUAUUAUUAUACACUCGAGAUUAGUACUGUAAGCUUUUCAUUCAUUCAUUACUUUAUUACCAUUUUACUGUCUGUUAGUAGUAUAUUUUUCUAUCAUAAGUGGUUACAUCCUUUUUAACUAAGGCUGUAGUUUUGAUUGUUCGGUUGGUUUUGGGUUAGGUUUGAGUUGUAUUGGUUCAACUCGAAGGUAAAUAUACCUAGGAGGUGUAAUAACUAAUAACGUUGUUAAAGAGCUAAGGUGGCUCGUGAGCUAUUCAAGAUGUGGUUUGGUUAGAGCUCUGCUCAAGUGGGCUUGACUUGCGUUUGUGAAAAAUGAAAGAUUCGAACUUUAAUCAAAACUUAGAAAAGAAAGAGCAAGUCGAAGAUACCUCAACAAAAAAUUCAACAAUGUUAAAAAAAAAAGUUUGAAUUUCGAAAUUUAGGGUACAAAUAUUAUGAUU
Messenger RNA from Amaranthus tricolor (Joseph's coat), 1088 nucleotides. RefSeq lists its product as uncharacterized. The record is from RefSeq and is a predicted model, not a curated record. Bases 226 to 438 code for a protein of 70 amino acids. The transcript has 5 exons. NCBI's taxonomy places the organism in Eukaryota, Viridiplantae, Streptophyta, Magnoliopsida, Caryophyllales, Amaranthaceae. Gene Ontology annotation, biological process: protein secretion; intracellular transport.